CUAUCUGCGAGACAUUCAGCUGAAGUUGUGAAAACUUGAAGGUAAUUAUGUUUCUGUAUUUUCUGUGUGAGGUUGGAGGUGAUUUUGCUGAUAAUUUGGAAAAGCUGCAGCUGAACAAGUCUUUAUAUUUUUCUAUUCAACAGUUGUGAUCACUGUAACCAUGCUGAAGCUAGUACUUGUGCUUGGAUGCCUCUUGAGCCUGGCUCUGGCUCAGCCUAUGGACAGGGAGCACAAACGACUUGCUCGGUCAAGAUCUGACUCUGACUCCGGCUCAGAUUCAAAUGAGGGUUCCAACAACAAUAAUGUUAACGCCCAGUUGACCCAGAUAAUUAUUGACCUAAUCAAACAGCUGAGUACAACUACAACUGCAGCGACAACUACAACUGCAGCGACAACUACAACUGCAGCGACAACUACAACUGCAGCUACAACUACAAUUGCCACCACCGCUGCCCCUGCUACUACUCCAGCUCCUUAA
This is a messenger RNA of Cottoperca gobio, 478 nucleotides long. RefSeq names its product spore coat protein SP65-like. NCBI's taxonomy places the organism in Eukaryota, Metazoa, Chordata, Actinopteri, Perciformes, Bovichtidae. Bases 161 to 478 code for a protein of 105 amino acids. The transcript is spliced from 3 exons. The record is from RefSeq and is a predicted model, not a curated record.